AUGAUAUCCUCAUAUCCGAUGUACAAGAAGUGUAGGAGAACUCAAUCUCACACAUGUCUCAGAAUUCCACCUCCUGGGAAUCUCAGAAGAUCCAGAUCUACAGCCAUUCUCUUUGUGCUGUUCCUGUUCAUGUACCUGGUCACAGUGCUGGGGAACCUGAUCAUCACCCUGGCUGUCAUUAUUUACUCCCACCUCCACACCCUCAUGUACUUCUUCCUGUCCAACUUGUCAUUAACUGACAUCUGUUUCAUCUCCACUACUGUCCCAAAGAUGAUUAUGGACAUCCAAACUCAAAGCAGAGUCAUUUCCUAUGUGGGUUGUCUGACACAGAUGUCUCUUGUUACUAUUUUUGGAUGUAUGGAGGACAUGCUUCUGACUGUGAUGGCCUAUGACAGGUUUGUGGCCAUCUGCCACCCCCUGCAUUAUCCAGUCCUUAUGAACCCUCGCCUCUGUGCCUCCCUAGUUUUGGCGUCAUUUUUCAUUAGUAUUUUGGACUCCCAGUUGCAUAAUUUGAUUGUCUUACAGUUUACUUGCUUCAAGAAAGUGGAAGUUUCAAGUUUCUGCUGUGAACCUGCUCAAAUCCUUAAUCUCAACUGUUCUGAUACCUUUGUCAAACAUAUAAUCACAUAUAUGGUUGGUGGAAUAUUUGGUUUUCUUCCAAUCUCCACAAUACUCAUCUCUUACUAUAAAAUAGUUUCCUCUAUUCUAAAAAUCACAUCAUUAAGUGGAAGGUAUAAAGCAUUUUCUACAUGUGGGUCUCACCUGUCAGUUGUUUGCUUAUUUUAUGGAACAGCUAUUGGUGUGUACCUUGAGUCAUCUGUAUCACAUUCUUUCAGACACAGUGUGGUGUCUUCAGUGAUGUACACAAUUGUCACUCCAGUGCUGAAUCCAUUCAUCUACAGUCUCAGGAACAGCGAUAUUAUCAGCACCCUGAAGGCCUCUGAAGGCCAAAAAGCAAUGGCUAAUGUCAGGUACUAA
This is a messenger RNA of Castor canadensis (American beaver), 978 nucleotides long. Its product is annotated as olfactory receptor 7E24-like. Gene Ontology annotation, biological process: G protein-coupled receptor signaling pathway. The record is from RefSeq and is a predicted model, not a curated record. Gene Ontology annotation, cellular component: membrane. NCBI's taxonomy places the organism in Eukaryota, Metazoa, Chordata, Mammalia, Rodentia, Castoridae. Gene Ontology annotation, molecular function: olfactory receptor activity; G protein-coupled receptor activity.